AUUGGAGUUUGAAUUGUCCUUGGGUGCGUGCUGUGUUUGUCUUGGCGUGUUUGUGUUUGCGUCGUUUGCCAGCAUAUAUGAUGACUAUAAACGUGAAUUAGACAAUUGUAACGCCUUGUUUUUUUUUGUUUGUGCAUGUACUAGGCUUUGUUUGUCGUACAAUUCGUUGUUUGGUCAACCGGUUGCUUGCGAUGUCAACGAACCGUCCGUUGCGGGUAGUCAAUUCGAGUGCAAGGCGCACAGACUUAAGUGGAAUUUUUGGUGAAUUAAUACUUGGAAGGCGUUUCUUGAGCUGGGAUGAAUUUGAGAAGUCAUUAGCAGAAUUUCAAAAAUUGUCCUGCACUCACUAUGUUCAUAAUUGCAGCAAAACGAUACAGGAUGACAGAUUUAAGUACGCUUAUGUUGGUUUUAAAUGCACUUUUGGAGUGAAUCGUACAAGACCUGGAUUGAAAUUGAAAAAUAAGUCGUCUAAAUGUUGCAAUUGCUCGUCUUCAUUUCGCGUGGUUUUGCGUUAUAGUGAAUACAUAAUUGCUUCCCAUAACAUGGUACAUAACCAUCCAUGCAGCAGGGUGUACAUGCAGAAUGACCCAUGGUAUAGACGACUAACAGUUGAAGAGAAAAAAAAUGUGGAACCACUUCUUCAGAAAUCCCGCUCAUCCGAUGAAAUAAUAAUGCAUGUUAAGGAGAAGUACCACAAGGAUAUAACUCGCAUCGACGUUAAAAAUAUGAAAGCCGCAGUUACUAAAGGUAACGUUGACGUACUGGUUAAAUACUUAAUAUAUUUCGAGUCGUGAUAUUUUUGAAUGUUCUUGUAUACGGAAGGUUGUAAUUUUCAUUACUGUAUUCGUGUGUACGAUGCCUUAACUGGAAACAGGACACAAGCACUAUCAUCAUUGCACCUGUAAUAUUCAGUUCAUAGUUAUCUUAAUGUUUUUUGUUCCACCUUUUGUAGUUAACCAUGUGAUGCAGGAUUGUAAACAGCGGACGUGGUCACGCAACUUGUUCGCAUCUCAAAGUACGUCAGCAAUUAUCCCUCGAAAUCAACGUGACAAAGUGAAAACCAAAAAAAGUAUUAUCAAUGCGGGCAUUACGAGAAUUAGUGACAAAUUUGGAGAAGUGUUUGCCAAUGCUUAUGCAGACGGAGUAAUCUCAGGAAUCAAUCGUGUUCUUAAUAUGUAAAUAAACCAAAUUUGUAUCAUAAUUAAAAUAAAAUUUUCAUGUAA
Molecule: messenger RNA, 1223 nt
Organism: Trichobilharzia regenti
Lineage: Eukaryota; Metazoa; Platyhelminthes; Trematoda; Strigeidida; Schistosomatidae
Source: the annotation of a GenBank genome assembly